Molecule: messenger RNA, 1217 nt
Organism: Gambusia affinis (western mosquitofish)
Lineage: Eukaryota; Metazoa; Chordata; Actinopteri; Cyprinodontiformes; Poeciliidae
Product: beta-crystallin B3-like
Exons: 6
Coding region: 34-1023 (329 amino acids)
Biological process (GO): lens development in camera-type eye; visual perception
Molecular function (GO): structural constituent of eye lens
Source: RefSeq, a predicted model, not a curated record
ACAGUGCCAGGGACAGAGGGCAAAGCUAUUGAGAUGCAGUGUGAUGGACACAAUGGGUGCGACAGACUUGCUGUAUCAACAGGCUUUUUGCUGCUCUGGCCAGAAAUAAACCAUAAAUACCCCCACUGGCAUCCACCGACCGCUCGCCAGGCCUCCACAACCACACACACCCUCAAACUGAGACAGGCAGGAGGCAAAAAGACGAGACAAAAGGAAAGACGGAGAGCGUGGCUUGUUCGGGGUGCAGAAAAGCACAAGCCAUCCAGAGAAAACAUGACAGAACAGCAGGGAACCCCAGACCAGCUGCCUGCAGAGAAGGGCCAAGGAGGUGCUGGAGCCACAUAUAAGUUGGCUGUAUUUGAGUUUGAGAACUUUCGCGGGAAAAAGGUGGAGUUGUCCGGCGAGUGUAAAGACGUGUUGGAAAAGACCCCAAGAGUUGGCUCGGUCAUUGUGGAGUCAGGACCAUGGGUAGGGUUCGAAUGCCUAGGCUUUGGUGGGGAGCAGUUUGUCCUCGAGAAAGGAGAGUAUCCUCGGUGGAGCACCUGGACCAGUUGCCAGAGUAGCUACACCCUGAGCUCCUUCAGGCCUCUUAAAGUGGAAAGUGGAGACCACAAGUUGCACCUGUUUGAGAAUGCAGGAUUUGAAGGACGAAAGAUGGAGAUUGUUGAUGAUGACGUACCCAGCCUUUGGGUUCAUGGCUUCCAAGACCGUGUGGCUAGUGCUAAGGCUAUUUCUGGAACGUGGGUGGGAUACACAUAUCCAGGCUACAGAGGGCGCCAGUACGUUUUUGAACAUGGAGACUUCAAGCACUGGAAUGCUUGGGGAGCCACUGCACCUCAGAUCCAGUCCGUCCGACGUGUGCGGGACAUGCAGUGGCAUAAGAGAGGGUGUUAUAUUCCACCUGCCCCAGCCCCUGCCCCUGGUCCUGCUCCAGCUCCCGACCCUUACCCUGCACCACCUAACCCAAAUCCCAGUCCUAAUCCCCAACCUACUCCCAAACCCCAAACUCAACCCCAGCCUUAACAGCACACCUCUGACGACACCCACACUGACUGGGGGAAGCUGAAUGCAGCUGACCAAUCCCCAGUUUCUCCUUCAUGUUCCUUUUUGGGUGAGGCUUCCUGACCACGCAGUUUUGGAAAACUGGAACUGGUAAUAUUGAAACAUGUAUCUCUGCUAGAAAUAAAGGCUUUGGCCCUGAAUUUUGGCUAUAUGCA